AUGCGUGAUUUCAUAUGCUUUCAGAAAGCACAACCAGAGGUGGAGCGUUCAAGGAUAUCGUUGCGGCAGAAGCGUGAUUUCUUUGCACGUAAACGUUGGAGUGAUGAGCUGGUGCCGAUUGGACGACUCGCAAAACGUGGCGCAAUAUUCAGACGCCUCUCAAUGGAUGGCGUUUUCGAACGAAGCAUUAAAUUCGGUAUCGUAGCACAGUAA
Molecule: messenger RNA, 213 nt
Organism: Anisakis simplex (herring worm)
Lineage: Eukaryota; Metazoa; Nematoda; Chromadorea; Rhabditida; Anisakidae
Source: the annotation of a GenBank genome assembly